AUGACAAGUUCUAUCAUUACGGAUAUUAUUCUUGACCUUCCCUUCGAUGAUAUUGAAAAAGCAGGCCUACUCAGUUUUUUCACUGACAGAGAUGCAAGUAAAGUAGAAACGGUUCUUUCAAAAAUCACGAAAGACGAGAUUAAAGCUGAAUAUUUAAGGGAAUAUGUCAAAUCAAAUGAUGAACAUCAAGGUAAGCCUUUGCGUCAUAAUGAUUGGUCAACUCGUCCUAAUAAAAGGAGACGCCGUUUGGAAAACCACUGGAAAUUAUACAUCGCUGCCGAUAGCGUGCCCAUUGAACUGCCGUCCGUAAUAAUUAAUAUGCUUACGGACAGCCAAUUCGAGCCAGAUUCUCGUUCAGAAUUUACCGAAAUGUUGAAUAAUGUAAUGGUCGGAAGCCGAAUUAUGGCCAAGAAUCUUGGACAACAGCCAAAGCACUUCACAGAGGGGUACCAGGGCGAGCAGUUCUUAAUCACUAAGCAGAUGAUGGACGUUUGGCAAGAACUUGAUGUCGACAAUAAAUAUAAGCAUUCGAUUAAAAAAAUCUUAUCAGGACCGGUUGGGGUAGGAAAAUCAUACCUCGCUUGGUUUCUCGCGGCCAAGGCGUAUGCAAAUAGCUGGAUAUUGCUCUAUGUUGCUGAUGCCUCUGAACUAAACACCAACAAUGAUAGAGGAGCAGUAAACCAGAUCUGCAAGCGCUUUUUUGCGCUUAAUAAAGAUAUUUUAACUUCCACCGACCUUGAGCUGUUAUUAGAAUUUGUCAAUUAUGAUGAUCUAGAUACUGAUAUUAUGGAAGAAUCUCUAUUAAUCGUUGAUGAGCACGGGGCGCUGUUUGAUAGUAAUAUUCCGGUACCUGAUCGGUUAACGUCUUUGUCACCUUUGAAGAGUCUUACCUAUUGGGGUGAAUCAAUGGAUAGAACACGUGUCAUUUUUACGGGCACUGCCCAUGCGCGAUUCGAAAAGGUUUACCUUAAAAACGGAAUGCAGGGUUGGGUUAUCUAUGUUGCUCCGAUGUUACCAGAAACUUUCGAACAGUUGCUAAUUACAGUCUCCUCACGAUUCCAUUCAACUGUUCGUGAUUAUGUGUCUAUUAUUAAAGAAGAAGUGCUGAAAAUAACCAACUGUGUACCGCGCGAACUCAAUGUUUUAGCUAGAAUGAUUGGAACCGUUCCUCGUAGUCUAGAUGAGGUCAGGGAAACAAUGAAACGUUAUGAAAUUAACCGACGUUCAGAAUUUUAUGAUAUUGCGAGAACAUAUUAUGACUCUCUUCCAACAAUCUCCAAAAAUGAAACUCGUCUGGCCCUCGCAGACAUAUUCCUACCUGGAAAAACUCGAAAAACUUCACGAUUUGAGUGGGAAUUUUUGGACUUUGGAUUAAUAUAUCGAAUUAAAGAUGUUAAAGAUAAAAGUAUAGAGUUUCGCAACCCAAUUUGUCCAUCAGCAAAAGAAGCGUUAUUGGAUUUGUACAAAAACUGUCCGCUACCUGAAGCUUAUCUUAAUUCUCUUGCUCGGGACAAUUUAGAUGGUGCACAGUUUGAAGACAUUUUAUUUCAACAACUUAUGAAACUUCCCAAGUUGGUGCUUAAAACAACAGAUAUUGCUGGGAAAAAUGGGCUUGACUUGCGUUUGGACAUUAAAGGAUUUGACUUGCUCCAAAAAUCAUCCAAAAGUUAUGAUAAGGAUAUUCUAGUACGUUGUUAUGUUGGAUAUCCACGGUAUGAUUUUAUACUUGGAUAUAUGUUCUUUCAAGUGUCCAUAAGCGACUUCGUUACACAUAACACGAGAUACGCAAAUAUUGAUCUCUCUUUUGAUCAACGGGAUAAUGGUGGUAGAAAUCAGAUAGAAAACUAUCUGGAUGGGGCAUUUGGUGGUAUUCAUAAGGCUGAGAUCAAUAAAACGACGGAAUACAUCAAGAACAAACCAAAAACACGUAAAAAAUUCGUGGUUUCAAGAGAUGGUAAGGCCUGUAAAGACUUUAAAAUUAUCUAUGUUUGUGGAAGUCCUGGUAAAGCUAAUCAUAUACACAAGGUUGAUGAAUACCCAGAUGUGCGUCACAUCUCUUAUGAUGAG
Molecule: messenger RNA, 2067 nt
Organism: Funneliformis mosseae
Lineage: Eukaryota; Fungi; Glomeromycota; Glomeromycetes; Glomerales; Glomeraceae
Source: the annotation of a GenBank genome assembly